Messenger RNA from Chelmon rostratus (copperband butterflyfish), 5186 nucleotides. RefSeq names its product phosphatidylinositol-binding clathrin assembly protein. The record is from RefSeq and is a predicted model, not a curated record. Gene Ontology annotation, molecular function: 1-phosphatidylinositol binding; SNARE binding; phosphatidylinositol-4,5-bisphosphate binding. Lineage: Eukaryota; Metazoa; Chordata; Actinopteri; Chaetodontiformes; Chaetodontidae. Gene Ontology annotation, biological process: synaptic vesicle budding from presynaptic endocytic zone membrane; clathrin coat assembly; clathrin-dependent endocytosis. The transcript has 19 exons. Bases 1096 to 2964 code for a protein of 622 amino acids. Gene Ontology annotation, cellular component: clathrin-coated pit; clathrin-coated vesicle; extrinsic component of presynaptic endocytic zone membrane.
AGCAAGCAGCCAGUCAGUCCGUAAAGAGAAACCACUGGCGAGACUUUUUUAGACAGCAGCACAGGACGGGACCGUCGGUGAGAAACGAAACCAUAAUGUGGAGUCGACAGCCGAAGGACAGCACCAACUGAGCCUGAGGACCGCGAAGGGGAACAGCCGAGCCGAGGGAGCUGUCAUUUUUAACUUAACGGGUCCGCCGGCUCUGCUCCUCAGUCACAGACUAAAGGCACUCGCGCGCUCGUUGGCUCGUCGCUGGCAGGUUAGCUAACCCCGCUAGCUGCUCGGCUAACACCCACCGCUCCUCGCAGCUCUUCUCGCCGGGGGAAACUGCACCUGUCCCGGCUGUCAGUCCCACAGUGUCCUCCUAGAAACUUCAAACAAUGUGCUGCUCAGUUCUGAGCGACUUUUUGCGCCCGAGGGGGGUUUUGACACACACUUUGCCAAGCGACCAGUGAUUGCUAAACGGUCCAAGCUAACAAGUUGACGUGGAAGAGGAACUCAAGAUUACUGUCGGUGUUCUCCAAGCUGUGAUUUCAUACGGAUUACUUUUUUUUGUCGCCUGCCCUGAGGUGGUCUCUUCGGUGAUCCCAAACAAAUCGUCCAGGUUACAUAUAAACCAGCCAGUUAGCUAUGUUUAUUUGUGGCCAGAAAGUAAUUUCCAGUGUUUACAAAUUCCACAGUGGGACUCUUUCCUGGUUCGAGUGCUGCAACGGAAACAUUAGCUAACACAGACUAGCUCAGAUUAGUGUCGUCGUGUUUUGUUUACUAGGUAGAUAGAUAGUGGGACUAAACAGUUUGCCAAACAAUUUAAAUACAAAGAAAAACUGCAUAGCAGCUCUUGAUUGUGGUUUCCUGCAGUUUUUUUUGCCACCAGUGAUCUGACUUUACUGCAGACGAGACUGCACAGGUUUUUGUACGCACCUGGAGAGAGAAAAAAACUCAACAGCGGGUGUCUGAUCGCAACCCUUUACCUCCUCUUGACAGCGAAGUCACGUUGAGUUGUGCCCCGCAGGGAGCUGAUCCAUCGAUCGGAUCGUUAUUGUGCUAUUUUAGCUGAUUGUGGUGUGGGGGAAAAAAAAAGCGGAAAUAGAAGCGAUGUCGGGGCAAUCUAUCACGGAUCGGAUCGCGGCAGCGCAGCACAGCAUGACCGGGUCGUCUAUCAGCAAGGCUGUGUGCAAAGCCACCACACAUGAAGUCAGCGGACCCAAGAAGAAGCACCUUGACUAUCUGAUCCACUGCACCAAUGAGAUGAACGUGAACAUUCCCCAGCUGGCGGACACGCUGUUCGAGCGCACGGCCAACUCCAGCUGGGUGGUGGUCUUCAAAGCCCUUAUCACCACCCACCACCUCAUGAUGUACGGCAACGAGCGUUUCAUCCAGUACUUGGCCUCCAGAAACACCCUGUUUAACCUGAACAACUUCCUGGAUAAGGGAGCUCUGCAAGGUUACGACAUGUCAACCUUCAUCAGACGAUACAGCCGUUACCUGAACGAGAAGGCCAUGUCCUACAGGCUGGUGGCUGUGGAUUUCACCAAGAUGAAGAGGGGGAUUGACGGUGUGAUGCGUACCAUGAACACCGAGAAGCUGAUUAAGACGCUGCCCAUCAUUCAGAACCAGCUGGAUGCUCUGCUGGAUUUCCAGGCCAACCCUAAUGAGCUGACCAACGGCGUGAUCAACUCAGCCUUCAUGCUGCUUUUCAAAGACUCCAUAAGGCUGUUUGCUGCUUACAAUGAGGGGGUCAUCAACCUAUUGGAGAAAUACUUUGACAUGAAGAAGAACCAGUGCAAAGAUGCUCUGGACAUCUACAAGAAAUUUCUUUACAGGAUGACGAAGCUGUCAGAGUUCCUCAAGGUGGCCGAGCAAGUUGGAAUAGAUCAGGGUGACAUCCCAGAUCUCUCACAGGCCCCCAGCAGCCUCCUGGAGGCUUUAGAGCAGCACCUGGCCUCUCUGGAGGGCAAGAAGACCAAGGAAUUGAAUGCAGACACCAGAGCAUCCACCCUGUCCAGCGCUGUCUCAUCUCUGUCCUCCACCGGCAUGUCCUUCAGCCGCAUGGACGAGAAGGAGAAGCAGCAGGCCUUGGAGGAGGAACAAGCCAGACUGCAGGCUCUUAAGGACCAGCGUCUGAAGGAGAUCAGCAUGCAGACCCCACCCUCUGCCUCCCCCAGCAGCCAGUCGAUAGGCAGCGCCAACAACAACCACAUCACACAAACCCCAGAGUUGUUCACCUCCACGCUGUCUGCCAACAGUGUUCCCAAUCUGAACAGUGACCUGUUUGAUCUCCAGCCAGCCUUCAUCCCCGCUGUGCAGAGCACUCCUUCAAUCUCCACCGCCAACAGUGCCUGGGGAGGAAUGGAGAGCCAGCCUCUGCAGCAGACCACCCCGGCCAUGACUGUAGAUUUCGAUGCUGUGUUUGGGAAUAAGGCCACGCCCAGUAACAACGGCUCACAACCUGCAGCUGGGUUCGAUGCUCUCGGCGACCUGCUGAAGCCUACAAUCCCCACGCACACUGCACCUCCUCCUCCUCCUCAAAUGGCCAUCCAUCCAGGAGGAAAGCUGCUAGCCAACGACCUCGACUCUUCUCUGGCCAACCUUGUGGGCAAUCUUCAGUUUGGUGGGACCCCAGCCAAGAAGCCAGAGAUGCAUUGGAGCCAGCCUGGAGAGAAGAAGCUGACGGGAGGCCAGAACUGGCAGAAUAAGACCAUGUCGACCACACAGUGGGGCCCGGCGCCCAUGGCCCCACAGCCCAUGCCUGUACAACAUGUGGCUCCAGCUCCCAUGGCUUUUCCCAUGACCACACCGCAAGUGCCUGUGUAUGGAAUGGUCCCUCCCCAGAUGGGUCAGAUGGGCGGGGUACCAGUGAUGGCUCCUCAGCCAAUGAUGUAUAACCAGCCUGUUCUCAGACCCACCAACCCCUUCACACCCAUGCCGGGGGCCCAGGUCAGCUAUCAGAUGCAGUUUAUGUAAUCCAGUCAGGGGGGAAGCAGAGUGCCAAAAGCGACAAACAAACAAACAUCAGAAGAAACACACAAGAGGAGCGAUCAGAUGGACGGAGGGAUUAUUUGAUCAAGCUAAAAACGACUGAGAGACGGACAGACGACAAGAUAACCAACCAACGCCAAAAAACAGGCCGGAGAGUGGAGGAGAAGAUGGCCGAGCAGAGGAUGGAGGGAUGGAGGGAUGGAGGGAGGCGGUGGGGAGGAGGUCGUCCUGCCUGGUCGUCGUCUGAAACAACUUCUUGCGUGCGUGUGUGUGCGUGUGUGUGUAGCUUCUUUCUGUUAUACUGUUUAAAUCGAUGGAGUGACGUUUCAGGAGAGGGAAUAAAGAUGAGAGAGAAUGACAGGAAGAAAGAUGGAGGAGGAGAGAGGAGAGAAGAGGGGAUUGAGGAAAUCCUACCUCUGGUUUUCAGUCAGACCGAACUCGUCUGGCUGCUUGUGAGAGUCUCUGCUGCAGAAUUAGCUUUAUUUCAUACUGGUGCUAUUUUGUCCCCUCCGGGUUACCGUCCGCCUGCAACGGCUGCUUGGGAGCACUUAGGAGGGGUCAAGUGUUUGUUUAGUGUGUGUGGACGGAACAAAAAUGUGUGUUUGUGUGCGCACAGCAGUUGUUUCAGACAACGCCUUUACAACCGGCCUCCUCGCCAUCCCCUUUGGUUCGCUGUCUGCGUCCACGACCGUCCAAUCAGCGAGAGUUUCAGAGGCAAACCUUCCCAAGUCCCGUAAUUUUCUGCUCUGUUGGGAUAUCUUUGUAUUUUUCAAUCUGUUUUCUUCUGCGGCCUCCUCGAGUGUCACCGGGGCUUGUGCAGCAAUUUGUUGAACCCUUUGUUAAUAGUAGGUGAGCGUUUGUUGUUAUGGGUUUUAAGCUCAAGUCUUUGUUACUCAUACUGCAUUGUUUUCUUCUCUUAAAGGUACAGAUACACACAGAGAAACGGGGUUUAGCGGUGACAACAUGCUAGCAUGGUACAUAGUCGCCAUAAGGCCUGGUCAUGGCAGAAAAUGGCACAGCGAAGUUCAUCUGCACGUCUCUGAUGGACGGUGACUGCUCGCAGGGAUAUUUAGCAAGCUACUGUAGCUGGCAGGCUAACCUAGCUAGGAACAUGCAAGCUAGUUAGUCACAUUUUCUCUCUUAGCGUCUCUCCAUUUCAGUGUUGUUUACCUUCCCCUGCUAUUUUAUUCCCAAGAUUGUACAUCAUUCAAUUCAAUAAAGAGUUUUUAAAGCGAGGAAGCAAAAGCUCGCUUAGCUAGCUAGUGUAGUAACUCUCAGCUAGCAAGUUUGUUAGCUUGAUAGCUAACUGGACAAUGAGUUCCCACUGUUUGUUGAAAAAACAAAACAGUAUUUUGGUGUACAAAUCAUUCAUCCUUUGUGGAGCAAUUUUACUCCAAGGUGGUUAAACAGAGCAUGGUGGUGCAUCACAGCUAAUGCUACGAUAGCUUCCUCCAUCUUUGACUCUCCGUUCCCCCAAAGGUUAGUACACUUUGGCUGCUAUUAAGAAAUUUGUGUUUUUUUUUGUACUGAAGAGACUGCAGAGUGUUAAUUAGCACCAUUAGCCUGCUAGCCGUCUGUUAGCACCACGUUGACCUGUGUGUAUCUGUCCCUCUCGUCUUCAUCAGCUCACCAACCAGAUUCAGACAUCAAAGGUUUCCAGAAUAAGAGCUUUUUCAUUAGGUACGCCCUGUUAGCAGAUCCACACUGUGUGCCAAUGAUUGACGACAGCAGCACUGACUGAGUGAUUAAAUGUUACUGAAUCAAGCUGAAUUCACUUUAAAUUGCACUGAAUCAAAGUGAGUGGCUGUAAGUGCGACCGUCUGCGCCGAGAGCCAAGCGGCGCCGAACUUUUGGCAUCGCCCUCGCCCCGCGGUUCCAGGAAAUUUUGGGGAUCAAAUCUGACUCGUGUAGGAGGUCGUGGCCAUUCCUCAGCCAAAGCAUCCGUCGCCGUGAGUUUGACUGUUGGCGUAUGCGCGGAUAAUACAUUUUGGUGUGCGUUCACGUGUGUGUGCUUUCACAUUAAUGUGUUUGUUUUCCAUUGAGGGCUAUUUCUGAGGGUCACGUUGUGUCGAAGGUCGAGCCAAAUUUGGAGCCAGCGACCUCGACGCGAGAUGCGCUUGUUUUUGUUUUUUGUAAAAUCAAAUUUUGUUGCGAAAUGCGCACGCAAAAAAAAAAAAAAAGAAGAAGAAAUGUUUGCACUGAAGUGA